AUGUCUACCAGCACCACCCCUCCCUUGACCGCGCGCACCUCCCCUUCCCCUUCCCCUCCAGCGUCCCUCCUCGGCACACCCAGCCCAGUCCUCGCUGCUCUUGAGCUCGAGACUCCACGUGAACGCCACCGUAUCAAGUCUGUUCUCAUGAGGGCAGGGACGUCCAAGGGCCUGUUCUUCAACGUCGAUGACCUGCCUCGCGACCGCGACGCGUGGCGCCACGUACUGCUCGCCGCGAUGGGCAGUCCCGACCCAUCGUCCCGCCAGCUGGACGGUGUGGGCGGUGGCGUGAGCACAGCGAGUAAGGUCGCGGUGGUCAGUGUGUCUGAUGACCCCGAGGCCGAUGUCGACUAUCUCUUUAUCCAAGUUCCGGUCGAUGGACAGGCACUCGAUUUUUCGGGUAACUGUGGCAACAUCGCCAGUGGCGUUGGGCCCUACGCUGUCGAUGAAGGGCUGUUCCCUGUCCAGAGGAUUGACCCACAUGAGGUGACUGUUCGGAUCAGAAACGUCAACACCAACCGGAUCAUCCACUCGACGUUUGGAGUCUACAAUGGCCACCCGAUGGAGUCUGGCACGUUCCACCUGGACGGCGUGUCCACCACCUCUUCGCCCAUUCGGCUGGACUUUAUCGACCCGGCUGGGUCCAUGACUGGUCACCUUCUCCCCACGGGGAACGUCACGGACACCAUCCAACUCGCCUCGGGCCAGGUCUUGACAGUGUCAUGCGUCGACGCUGCCAACCCUUUCGUGUUCGUCCACCGCGACGACCUCGGUUUGGACGGCAGCGAAUCGCUGGCAGAGAUUGCGACUUCCUGCACGGCGACCUUGAUGGAGGUUCGGGCCCGGAUGGCGGUGGCUAUGGGCCUUGCCUCGUCGUACGAUUCCGCUCUCCUCGUCCAAGGUACCCCCAAGAUUGCCCUCGUCGGCCCGCCAUGCAACUACACCGCGCUGGACGGGCACGCUGUUGCGGCAGGAGAGGCCGACGUGUGGGUCCGAGCGUUCUCAAUGGGCAAGCCACACCCAGCUAUCCAGAUGACGGGGGCAGUGUGCGUUGGCGCUGCGUCAGUGGUGCCGGGGUCGCUCGUCCACGACCUCGUCUCAUCGAGCACCUCCGACUCUGUCGUCAUUGGCCAUGCCAGCGGAGCGAUAACUGUCAGAGGUGAUUGCGAGACCCUCCAUGGCCAGCCCGUCAUCAAGAGUGGUAGCGUGUACAGGACCGCCCGGAGGCUUAUGGAGGGCAGUGUGUUUCUUGUAACUUUGCCACUCUCUUCCAAGCGGCUCUCCCCAAACCAUGGACGCACCGGGGCCGUCGCGCAGGAGGCGGCGCUCGCCAGAACGCUCCUCCACACCCUCGGUUUCCAAGAAGAAGGCGUGCCAAUACUGCUUCCGGCGCAAGAUGAAGUGCGACCUCGUCUCGCCCACGUGCACCAAUUGCCAGACGCAUGGCGAAGAAUUGACACGGUGGCAGCGGAGAAUACCCGUCUGCGAGACUUUCUGCGACAUCUGGCAUCGUUACCGCCCGACGGUGCCGCAGUGGCGCUCGAACAGUGGACGCAAGGAGAUACCACUGCUGUUGGGGGAGACGUCCCCAGCCUCCCCUCGCGUGCUGUGAAUCGGAGCGCAUCACCAGCUCGGCGUGUGGCUGAACAAGACUUUCCGUACCAAUCGGAUGUCGUAGGCGAGCGCGACCUCGCCGAGUCUAAUACGCCGCAGGAGGCCCCCGCGACGACUGUUGCAGAAACGGAACUCAUCGAAACCGCCACGCAGCGGUGUGCGGAGGAACGACACAUGGAGAUGAUCAACCUGGCUGCGGGGAAGCUGGACUUCGACGGUGUUCAGCCCGACCUGGCAAUCCACCUUUUGGCACUGCACUGGAACAGACAGCACUUUGGCUUCAUGGUCUCGUACCGCCCUCUGUUCACCAGGGACAUGGCGUGCGCUGGGCCGUAUUUCUCCAAGCUCCUGCUCAACGCCAUCUUCUUCUCCGUGUCCAAGUUUUCAAACCGGCCCGAAGUAUACGACAACCUCCUCGACCAGGGCUCGGCGGGAAACCAGUUUCUGUGCCGGGUGAAGGAACUGCUGGGCGACGCGCUCGACCAGUCGUCCAUACCCACCAUCCAGGCCAUGCUGCUCCUGUCCAAUUCGGUCUUUGCCCUCGGCAGGCAGAGCUCCGCAUGGCUGUAUGCUGGAGUGGCGGUGCAGAUGAUCUUCGAUCUCGGCCUGAACUAUGACUGCUCGUCUCAAGUAUGGGCUGGGUCGCUGUCGGCGGACGACUUUGAGAUUCGACGGCGUAUCGUGUGGUCUGCGUUCAUCAUUGACAAGAUCAUCUCGCUGUACCAAGGCCGGCCAGUGUCUUUUGACGAGGACAGGAUGCACGUCCCGCACCGGUUCCUCGACUGGUACGAGGAAGAGGAGCUGUGGAUGCCGUUUGCAUUUUCAGCCAACAAACAUUAUCCAGGUACCGCCGCACGAGCCGUCAGUACAUUCACUGCUCUGUGCUCCUUGUCCGUCAUCAUGGGUCGCAUUAUUACGCAGAUAUAUGCCGAGAGGGUGGUCUCGGACCCACCUGCAGACGUCUUACCGCGCCUCUCAUCGAGCCUGACCCGGUGGCGAGCGUCCUUGCCGCCGGAAAUCCAAUUUGACGUGGCCAACCCACCGUCAAAGACCCCGCCGCCGCACGUCCUCUCCCUUCACAUGGUGUUCUACACCCUCGUGACGCUGCUUCACCGGCCAUUUGUGGAGAAUGGCCACCAUCGCCGUUCGGACCCGAACAUCGUGGAGCUCAGCUGGGCGCGGUGCGAGGAGGCCGCGCGUGGCGCGACCACACUCCUGUCUCUGUACCGCUCGACAUUUACGCUCGCACGGGCGCCAUACUUGAUCUCGUACACGACGUUUGUGGCCGCCACGAUCCAUGUACGCAUUGCCGCUCAACGCGGGAUCCAGUCCGAGGCGGCACGCCUGCUCCUCGUCUGCCUGGACGGGCUGCGCGAAAACGCCGCGACCAACCCGGGCGUCAAGAAGAUGUACACGACCGUCUCCGGCCUGAUGGAGCGCCUGAACGUCGACCUGCCCAGCCCGUCCACUAUCGAGGUGCCGGCAGUAUUUCCUGUGGAUGCGGUCCUAUCGGACGACGCGCUCGAUCUCGAGGCUAUCAUAAGCUCGUUUGGCAUGACAAUGGACGAUUUGGGCGUGUACACUUCCGUCGCUGGGGACGGCGCCGACCCGAAUGCGAAUGCCCAAGUACAGCAGCCGCAGGACGUUCUGUACGGCUUUCUCGGCCUGCCCUCGGUGUAA
Molecule: messenger RNA, 3294 nt
Organism: Apiotrichum porosum
Lineage: Eukaryota; Fungi; Basidiomycota; Tremellomycetes; Trichosporonales; Trichosporonaceae
Exons: 18
Coding region: 1-3294 (1097 amino acids)
Biological process (GO): DNA-templated transcription
Molecular function (GO): zinc ion binding; DNA binding
Source: RefSeq, a predicted model, not a curated record